AUGGACGUCCUUUUAUUUUGGAGGAGGUCGUCCGUCCUUCCGUCCUCCUCAUUAAGUUCUUCCUCCUCCUCCUCCCUUCCACCAGAGCCGGGUUUAUCUUUAUCGGCUAGCUGCCACCCGCGCCUGUGCGCCAUGGACUCUACUCUCUUCAUCAUCGGCGUCAUAGGGAACAUCAUCUCGGUUCUGGUCUUCAUUUCUCCCAUCCCGACAUUCUGGAGGAUCGUGAGGAGCGGGUCGACGGAGGACUUCGAGGCGGCGCCGUACGUGCUCACGCUGCUCAACACGCUGCUAUGGCUCUACUACGGCCUCACCAAGCCCGACGGCCUGCUCGUCGCCACCGUCAACGGCUUCGGCGCCGUCAUGGAGACCAUCUACCUCGUGCUCUUCCUCGUCUACGCCGCCGACAAAGGCAAAAGGGUUAAAACCGCAAAGUUGGUGGCAGCUUUGGACAUUGGGUUUUUCGGGGUCGUUUUCGCGGCCACAACAUUUGCCAUUGAUGGGCUGGACAUGAAAAUCAUGGUUAUUGGCUUGAUAUGUGCAUGCCUUAGCGUGUUCAUGUAUGGGUCCCCACUCGCUGCCGUGCGAAGGGUGAUCACCUCAAGGAGCGUGGAGUACAUGCCCUUCUUCCUCUCUUUCUUCCUCUUCCUCAACGGAGGCGUCUGGGCCACGUAUGCCGUACUCGACAAAGAUGUCUUCCUCGGGGUCCCUAAUGGAACAGGCUGCUUCUUGGGCGGCAUCCAGCUGGUUAUCUAUGCGGUGUACAUGAACAGCAAGGUCGCCUCUCACUCUUAUGGCAGCGACGAAGCGGCUUCCCUUUUGUCCUCCGAGGCCAGCAAACAUGGCCAGCACGAUGCAUCCACUCGUGUUUAG
Molecule: messenger RNA, 870 nt
Organism: Triticum turgidum subsp. durum (durum wheat)
Lineage: Eukaryota; Viridiplantae; Streptophyta; Magnoliopsida; Poales; Poaceae
Source: the annotation of a GenBank genome assembly